Messenger RNA from Talpa occidentalis (Iberian mole), 3324 nucleotides. RefSeq names its product zinc finger imprinted 2 (gene ZIM2). Lineage: Eukaryota; Metazoa; Chordata; Mammalia; Eulipotyphla; Talpidae. Gene Ontology annotation, biological process: regulation of DNA-templated transcription. The transcript is spliced from 5 exons. The record is from RefSeq and is a predicted model, not a curated record. The coding region runs from base 1 to 3324 and encodes 1107 amino acids.
AUGGGCACGAGAGGGCCUGGGUCGUUCUGCUCCGCGCCGGCCUCGACUGACGAGGCUGAGCGUUCAGGCGACGCGGAGCUCCCGAGCCAGGACUUCCCGGCACCCCCUUCCGGUUCCGAGGCCGCGGCUCCGCCCGCUGCACCGCCCGCUGCGCCCGCUUCUCGGCGGGGCCAGGAGGAGCUGGUGACUUUUGAGGACGUGGCUGUGGACUUGAGCCCGGAGGAACUGAGCUGCCUCAGCGCCCCUCAGAGGACCCUGUACCGGGAGGUGAUGCUGGAGAACUACAGGAACCUGGUCUCGCUGGGACGCCCGUUCCCCAAACCCGACGUGAUCUCGCGGCUGGAGGCGGCGGCGGAGGGGCGGCGGCUGGAGGAGGAGGACGGUGCCACGGCCCAGGGCCCUGACUCGCGGGCUCCACCCCUCCUGGGCUCCGAGCUCCCCCCGCAGCGGGAGCCCCUCAGCCCACCGGGGCCCGGCUCCUCCCCGGCCUCCCGUGUUCCGCGCCCGCCGGGGCUGCUCUUCCUGCGCGCCGGGCGAGGCGAGGCCGAGGCGCUUCUGCCCCCGCGCCCCCGUGUCCCCUCUGCCGGCUGCUCGGCCGCCGACCCCCAGGCUCCCUGCCCGCGCCCUUCACCCCCUGCGCUGGGCUCUCCCGUCUCUCGCUGUCUCUCUCCUGUGGCUCCCGCACGAGAACCUUCUGGAGUCUCCAAAGUCGCGGCUGUAACACGACGACGCGACCCUCUCGCCGGCCGGGCCAGAGGGCGUCAGGGUGGCCCGGCGGGAGGCCUCGCUGGGGGAGCCUGGACGGCCGAGAGGGGCGUGGGGCGGAAGUCCCAGGGGGAGGGGGACGGGGGGGUGUGGGGGGGGCAGUGGACGCGCCCCGGGGUCCGUGAGCUCCUUCAGGAGCCGGAAGAGGAGCGGCUCGGGCCGCCUGCGGGGCCCCGUGUGAGGCGACGGGCCCUGCCCGGGGUGGCCACGGACCUCCGCGGUGGGGCCGGCAGCGCCCCGCCCGGCCACGGCCGGCCGUCCUCGGCACCAGUGCGCCAGGUGGGCCCCGUGCCUUCGCCCAGCCCUCCCGCCCCCUUCCCGGGCCCCCCGUUGGGCUGCAGAGCCCGAGCCUCCCCGCGCCCCCCACUGUCGGCGCCCUCCCGUGUUUCUGCGGCGGGUCCUGGGGACGACAGGAGUUCUCCGCUUCUUCCAGGCGAGGUGGGCGCCGGGGAGCAGACGCCGUCCUGGGAGGAGUCGGGCGCGGGCGGCGCGGAGGGCAGCGAGGUGGGCCGGGCCGGCGGGGAGCCGGCCCCGGAGGGGGCCCCGGAGUUGCGCCCGGCCAGUCUGCGCAGUCCUGCGGCGGUGAGUGACCCGCGGACCCUGCCCCGGGGAAGGAACUGCGAUGGCGGGGACUCAGCGGGGCCCCUCGGGAAGGGCCGGACCGCCGGUGUCCCCCCCGGUCCCCGGGCCCUGGACGGCGCGGCCGUGCUCCCCGACAGCAGGCCUGGCAGGCGUGGGCUGUGCCCGCGAACCUUCAUCGCCCCCGCGGCCCAGGCGGGGCACGAGCAGGUGCGCACGGGGCCGCGGCCCUUGGCACCUGGGGGGUGCGGGCAGGCCUUCCUCCUCAAGCCGCAGCUCGCCGCGCACCAGCAGGCCGGCUGCCGCAGGGGCACCCCGGGGCGCGCGCCUCCCGCCCCGCAGGCCGGCCGCCUUGUCAGGGUCCCCGGCCCGAGGGACGGCAGCGUGUGCGCCCAGGGCCGCUCGGCGCUCCUCCCCGAGGGGCCCCUCGCCCGGCACCUGCGGGCCCAUGAGGCCGGCGCCGGCCCCCCCGGGCUGCCCCGCGGCAGGACCUUCGCCAUCCGCUACCGGCGGCCGCAGGACAGCGCGGGCGAGCGGGCCCACGAGUGCUGUGACUGCGGCCGCACCUUCGCCCGGCGCGCACACCUGGCGCAGCACCACCGCGUGCACACGCGCGACAGGCCCUGCCAGUGCCAGCUGUGCGGGCGCUGCUUCAGCCGCCCCUCCAACCUCACCCAGCACUACCAGCUGCACUCCCAGGGCAAGACCCGGACAGGCCUGGCCCCGGGCGGGGGCGCGCGGCAGCCGCUUGGCUUUGCCCUUCCCAGCGGAAUCCGUGGCGGGGCGCGCCCAGCAGGCAACCUGGCCGCCGAGCUUUUGCGGGAGAGCCCGCGUGACUGGGGGCGUCUGCGGCGCGGGGCGCGUUGGGGGGCGCUGAGGCUGGCUGCACCGUCCCCGCGGGCUGGCGAGCUGGCGGCGCUUCCGGGGCGCCUGGGGCUCCCGCGCCUGACGCGGCGUCUCGGGGAAGGCCUGACCCGGGCAGGGUGUUGGUUCCGUCCCGCAGGUGAAGCGCGUGAGACUCCGGGCCGCCCGCGGGCCCGCCUGGGUCGAGCCGCGGAGGAGGCCGUGGACACCGAGGGCUGUCGCCGCCGCCUCUGGAGACCGCUCGGGCCGCGGAGAGCCGGCCACGCGCGGUGUCGGCCUCAGAAGUGCCCCGCGGGGCAGCCGCUCCUCCGCGGGCUGAGCGCGAGCCGAGGCCCUCGGGGACGCGAACUCGGGCGCGUGUGCGCUGAGCCCGGCGUGCCGGGCCCCGAGGGCGGAGCGCGGUACCCGCCAGGGGAGUCCGGUCGUUCUCCGUCACCGUCGGCGGGGCUCGUCCUUCUUCCUUUCCAAAGCCUGUUUCCAAGCAGCCCGGGGUCUUCUCGGGCGGCGCGAGCUCGGCCGCUUCGCCUCCGCCCCGCGCGGCAGCUCCCUUCUCCCGCAGAGGGGCGCGUCCCGGGUGGCGCCGGGGCCCCUGCCCGCUGCGUCCCGCGUCGUCGCCAGGCUGGCCGUCCCGGGCUUGGACGGGGCCCAGCGGCCGCCCGGGCCUCCCACAGCCGGACCCCUCGCGGGGGGCUGGGGCGCCGCUGUUUCCUCACCGCCCCGCUUCUCACGGCGCCUGCCCGAGGUGACCCCGGGGUGGGUCCCAGCCGGGAAACGAGAAGGACGCGGCUCCCUGGACGCUGCCGCCCCGCGGGGCUCUCGUCCGUGGCUCACGCGGUCCCCGAGGGACUCCCCGCUGCCCGCUCCCGCCGCGGCCCGGCCCUGCCGCUGCGAACUGGGGUCCGGUCCUGCGGCCGCCGGCCCCUCGCUGUCCCGCGGCCCCUGGGGACCCGCCUCGCGCCGCCGCUGCGGUUCUCUGCGGGGCGCCGCGGCCGACUGCCCCGGGCUCACGGAGAACCUGCGGCCUCGGAGGCCACGCCGGUGUCCCGGUCUCCCGCGCCUGCCGCGCUCCCGGCGCCGGCCUGGCCUCCGGGGCUGCUCCUCGCCGUGCUGUCCUGA